UGUUAGUAUAUUGCUUUAGCCCUCUCUAGAUGAGGCAAACCAUUCGUUAAAUUCCACUAGCCGGCCAAAGAUCCUCACAUCCACUACCACUACCAUCACCAAAAACAUUAAUUCUUAUAUAACUAGUCCAUAUUAGACUCGAAACAUUUUAAAUUUAUCAUUAAAAUACACAUAUAAGAUACUAGAAAAUUCAUCACGGACUUAAAACUUUACGUCCCAAUUUGUUACCAUAAUAAAUUGAACCUAAUGUGAUAACCAGCUCGUUAUUUUUUAAAUCUAAAACUGAAUUAGCAAUAUUUUGCACUGUUACAUUUGAUACAGUUUGUGUUAAGGAAGAAGUUACGGGGUUUAUAAAGUUUUAAAAUAAUAAAUGAUUAAAAAAAUUGAUAAAAUAUGCUUAAAUAAAAAAAAAUGCAAAAUGUUGAGAUUUUUUUUAUGACAAUAACACUUUAAUUCUUAACUUUCUUUUUUAAUAGUUCACCAUUGUUUUCUUGUAUCGUGGCAUGAAAUAAUUUAAAAACAAAGUGGGUGAUUUAUAAAUAUUCAAAACAUUAGAUUUACACUCUAUGAUGUUAUGCAAUUUAAAUGGACAGUAAACUGUUAAGGUCGUGGGUUCAAUUUCUCUCGGAAGCGCUCAUCCCUCUUCAAUUAUAAAAAAAAAAACAUAUUUUGUGGUCAGCUUGAUAUAAAACUAGACUACAUUGGGAUGGGACCUUUUUAGAUUUCAUACAGACAAAUUAUAACUACUUAUACCCCAAGGCUCCUACAAUAUAUUCAAACAAGCAAAGAGAUAACUAAGAGAGUGACUACUUCAGCUAAAUAAUUGUUUUAAGUAUCUGGGCAUUGAUCAAUGGAGGUAUUAUUGCAUGUACCUUACGAUGCUACCGUCCGUUUAAUGUUAGCUUUACUUGAACGGAAUGUGCUGCCUGAUGCCGUUAUCCGGAAGCUUACACGCCUGCUCUUGGCCAGCCGUCUCCGUUCCGGCUAUAAGCCUUCAUCUGAUCAGCAACUCUCUGACCUUAUGCAGUUUGUGCAUUCUUUGAAAGAAAUGCCUAUUGCUGUCAAGACUGAUGAGGCUAAUACUCAACAUUAUGAAUUGCCUACUUCUUUCUUUAAGUUGGUUUUAGGCCAACAUUUUAAGUAUAGUUGUUGCUAUUUUUCUGUAGAAUCAAGCACCCUGGAGGAUGCCGAGAAAGCAAUGCUGGAGAUUUAUUGCGAGAGGUCGCAGCUAAAAGAUGGUCACACUGUUCUUGAUGUGGGGUGUGGCUGGGGUUCACUCUCUCUGUACAUUGCUCAAAAGUAUAGCAAUUGUAAAGUUACUGGUAUUUGCAACUCCAAAAUUCGGAAAGCUCUCGUCCAGGACCGGUGUCGGGACCUUCAACUGCAGAAUCUAGAAAUUAUUGUUGCAGAUGUUAGCACAUUCGAAAUGGACGUAUCCUAUGACCGUAUAUACUCCAUUGGAAUGUUUGAGCAUAUGAAGAAUUAUAAGGAUCUUCUACACAAAAUUUCCAAGUGGAUGAAACAAGAUAGUCUUCUUUUUGUUCAUUGUUUCUGCCAUAAGACAUUUGCUUACCAUUUUGAGGAUAUAAAUGAAGAUGACUGGAUUACGAGGUAUUUCUUCACCGGUGGGACAAUGCCUGCGGCAAAUAUGUUGCUUUAUUUCCAGGAUGAUGUUUCGGUUGUCAACCAUUGGCUUGUGAACGGGAAACAUUAUGCACGGACAAGCGAGGAGUGGCUCAAGAGAAUGGACAGGAACUUGGAUUCAAUUAAGCCAAUAAUGGUGCAAACUUACGGAAAGGAUCAAGCUCUCAAGUGGACUGUGUACUGGAGAACAUACUUCAUUGCUGUAGCAGAACUUUUCAGAUACAGCAAUGGAGAAGAAUGGAUGGUUGCAUUAUACCUCUUUGGCAAGAAAUGAAGCUCGUUUCAGCUGAAGAUGAUAUGUCAGGAUUUAGGUAUUGUUGCUUCUGCAGGACUUCUCUAUUACUUGUAAAAGUGUUCUACUGCUUAGAAAUAAAGGCCGGCUGCGGCCAGGUCAGCAUAUGUUAAUAAUGAAAUUUAUGAAUCUCAAAACCAAGAAAGCAGUCACUUGGUUGUCCUGGAAAUAUUUGUUUGAGCUUUCAAAUAGAUUACCAGAUAGUUAUACGCUUUUAAAUUCAAUCUUGCUCAGAACUUAUGAAUUAUGUGCGUAGUCGAUUGUA
This is a messenger RNA of Mercurialis annua (annual mercury), 2201 nucleotides long. Its product is annotated as (S)-coclaurine N-methyltransferase-like. The transcript is spliced from 8 exons. Gene Ontology annotation, biological process: lipid biosynthetic process. The record is from RefSeq and is a predicted model, not a curated record. The coding region runs from base 851 to 1918 and encodes 355 amino acids. NCBI's taxonomy places the organism in Eukaryota, Viridiplantae, Streptophyta, Magnoliopsida, Malpighiales, Euphorbiaceae.